AUGAGAAUUGGUAGCCUUCUCAACGAUGGGCCCCCCUCGCCGACGGGCAUCACUGCUCCCGCCACAGAUUCUGCCACGCCUCACCCUCCAUCGACCACCACUUCUUCCUCCUCCUCCUCCCACCAAACUGGUGCUAGGAAUCCCGAGCCACGUCGGCUCGUGGGUCAAGCCACUGGCCUUAUUAAGGAGCCUCUCGUCCACCAUGGUAACGGUACAACAUCGAUACCAUCUUCGACGUCCUCGCCUGUGCCAGCUUCGUCCUCAAACCCCCACAUGAUGUCGAACCUGCCGUAUUCGCCAUACCAACAGGCUCCGACUGUGUAUCGUGAGCACACUGCGUCUUCCCGAAGUCCGUACAGUGAACCUUCCAUCGCCGCUUCGACGGCGGCUGCUGGCUCACUGGAGAAAUCCAUGCUGCAGCAACACCAGCCCAACAGUACGUGGUUCGGGGGAAAGGCUAUUGCGAGUGGUGGUGGUACGACUUCAGCAGCCCCGACCUUUCUUGGCCAUGGCAACAGAGACCAGCAACAACCACAGCAACAACAACAGCAGCAACAACAGCAUCAGCAACAACAGCAUCAGCAUCAGCAUCAGCAACAACAGCAUCAGCAUCAGCAACAACACCACCAGCAGCAACAGUCACUGCCUCGUCAACAGCAACAGAGGGCAUUGCCGCCCUUCACAUCUUUCGUAAACAUGCAGCAACAACAGCCGGCAAUGCCGGUCGAAGGCUCGAUAUCUCCACGGUCAACUGCUCACCAACCACCCCAUGGUGGCCAGGGAACUGGUGGAGCCGGAAGCACGAGUUACUUCCCCAGCACCUCGUACGCGCCGCAAUACGCUCAAUCGAGACCCAGGUCGUAUGGUCAGCCUCAAUAUCAACCACAACACCAACCCCCGAUACAUGCGUACGCACCACCAACCGGCCAGUCCUCCGGGAGUGGCGGUGGGACCGCCGAUCCAUUGAUGCGGUUUGCCGAUGUAGCGAUGGAGAAUGCUACGCUUGGAGGUCGUCGGAGCCUCGAGGAGGUACUGGCAGUGGAGGUGCUCACGGGGCGGGGUGUAGUUGGGGGAUGCAUUGAUGAGGGACGGAAGCAACGGGGUGGAAGGAAUUCCAGCAUCAAUAUAGAUCCGGCAUUGAGGAUGGCUACCACUCAAGAGGCACGCACUUCAUCAAUGGCAACGCAGACAGUAGAUGAUGCACCGCUGUUCCGUCCAUCGCCGGAGCCCUCAACGCCCACCGGCUCAUCAUCGUCCGGAACAAUCGUUGAAGCCCCCACACUGGCCAAUAGACCGCCAGCAGUUGGCGGUAGUAGUUCGUCAGCCACCCACGAGUUCCUGAACGAAGAGCCAAAAUGCUCUUACUGCGCCGGCUGCAUGACGGAAUCCCCGCUCCGAAAAGUGGUCUCUCACAUUUUCGGCCGGAACAAACUCUCGACGCGGCAAAUCCCCAAGAACGUGUGGGUCUACUACUGCCGAAAACAUUACCAACGAUCACGAUACCGGAACCCUCGGGGCUUCGCCAGACAACAAGUACAGCUGGUCCGACGGCAGUGUGAGCGGCUGGAGCAGUGGGGCGGCGUCAGACAGUGGGUGAUCAAGGUCCGUCGACGGGAGGAGCUGAGGAUGAACCGGGAGGGUGACAACGCAGAGGAUAUCGACGACGUCGAGGAUAUCGAGGGUGAUGAUGGUGCCGCGGUGGUGGUGGACGACGAGAUGGACGGCAACAGCGAGCUCGUGGUCAGCGGCGAGAGCAGCCGACGCUCCUCGACCGCCACACCUACACGACGAAGAAGCUCCGCCGGUGGUGGCUCGAACUGGCUCAUGAAGUACACUGGCCCCGAGAGGACGAUCGAAGACGUCUAUAAGCUCUUGGAUAAAAUCGAAGUCGAGGUGCAGCAGAACGGCGGGAAGUUCCCCGACGUCGAAUUACUGCCGAACGUGGACUUGGCACUGGCGGUAUCGAUAGGCGUCAAAAAUAAGCCACACUCGGACGGGGACACUGGCGACGAUGAUGGCGGGCAGGACGCGGCGGGUGGCCAGAGUGGUGGGUCACCCAGGUCCCGGAAGAGACAUCGUGCACCUACCGAUGGCGGCACUCGCGACAGCAACAGCGGUAUGGCCAGCAAAAAGGCCCGAGGAUCGGACAAGCGAGGGGGAGCAGCAGACAAGGAACGAGCUUCGGAUGCCGAUUCGAACUAUUCCAUCAGUCCCCGAACCCGCACGCCCACAUCCAUGGAUCCCUUCACCCAACACGGCUACGACCGCUCUUUCAGCAGCAGUAACGAAUACCAAUCGCCCCCUCUGCUAGGAGAUACCAGCCACUCACCCUCGUCCGACGAUAGUCACGGCUCCUCGUCCUGGGGUGGGAGAAACGCAAAUAGCCCCCCAUUCCCACACCAGUAUCACCACCACCAUCACCAACGCGGCGAAUACAUAAUGCGCUCAUUGGCGUCCCCCCAUCAACAGCCGUCCACAUCGAGUGGACCGCAACAAUUGGACCUAAGGACGUUUGGAGGAUCGCUGACGGCCGUUUGA
This is a messenger RNA of Tricharina praecox, 2538 nucleotides long. RefSeq lists its product as uncharacterized. Gene Ontology annotation, molecular function: transcription cis-regulatory region binding. The coding region runs from base 1 to 2538 and encodes 845 amino acids. NCBI's taxonomy places the organism in Eukaryota, Fungi, Ascomycota, Pezizomycetes, Pezizales, Pyronemataceae. Gene Ontology annotation, cellular component: nucleus. The record is from RefSeq and is a predicted model, not a curated record. Gene Ontology annotation, biological process: regulation of transcription by RNA polymerase II. The transcript has 2 exons.